AUGUUACACCCAAUUCUUGAUGUUAGCAAUUUUAAUAUUGUUCUUACUGUUUUAAGCCUCUAUAUCCUACUUUUCGGCUAUAUAUCUCUACAAUUCAAGCAAAGAUGGUAUCUGGGUGAAGCCCUCCCCGCAUUUCUUGUUGGCAUCUCUUUUGGACCUUUCGGCACCAAAUUUCUAAAUAUUUCACAAUGGGGAGGAGAGGAAGCUGAAGAGCGCAGUGAAAUCACAUAUGCCUUGACGCGCUUGGUUAUCGGGAUCCAAUUAGUUAAAGUCGGAUACCAAUUGCCAAAGCGAUAUAUCAAGCAGCGCUUCAUCGAACUUACCAUCUGUUUACUUCCCCUCAUGGGGAUAGGGUGGGUUAUAACAUCUUCAUGCAUCAUGCUCAUGGUUCCUAACAUCUCAUUUCUCGCCGCGCUGAUCAUCGGCUCAUGCGUAACAUGCACUGAUCCUGUUCUAUCGCAAGCAAUUGCCAAAGGUCCGUUUGCUGACAAGUACGUCCGUCGGCAUCUCCGUGAAUUCAUUUCUUCCGAGGCUGGUGGAAAUGAUGGGUUCGGGUUUACCUUUCUCUUACUGGCCGUCUCGCUCUUACGGUACGCUGAGACUCCUGCAAAUACCGAAAGUUUAAAGGAAUUUGAUCUGGUUCGGGGAAUUUCAGACGUACUCGGCGCCUCUGAUGUCGGUCGCUUUGGCGGAGGUGUUGGAGCCACCUAUGGUGCUCUGAUAGGGUUUGUGUCUCGCAAACUAUUGGUCAUAGCCCUGAAGAGGAAAUGGAUUGAGAACGAGAGCCUCUCUCUUGUACCGAUGGCUAUUGGCAUGCUAGUCGUCGGCACUUGCGGUUGCGUUGGCUCAGACGAGACCCUUGCAUGCUUCAUCGCCGGGAGUUUCUUGAAUUGGGAUGGCAUGUACAACUCCGAGAUGCAAGCUCGUCAUGACACUUUUAAUCCUACACUCGAAACCCUCUUGAACUUCGGCACCUUCAUGUACCUCGGGGCCGUCAUGCCGUGGGAACAAUUUCAUAUGCCCCACAACACUGGAAUCACACUCCCGCGGCUAUUUGGCUUGGGCUUUUUGAUUCUAGUCCUUCGUCGGAUCCCAACAAUCCUACUCGGAUACCGAUUCAUACCUGCCGUCUGUAAUGGCUGGACUGAAGCUUUAUUCAUGGGUUACUUUGGCCCGAUCGGUAUUGGCGCAAUCUCAUAUGUAGAAUACGCCCGUCGACUCUUCCCCGAACCCGGCGAAAGCGACAGUGAGAUCAAUAACUUAACCGCAACCAUGACACCCGUCGUAUACUGGCUCGUCCUCUUCUCUAUCCUCGUUCACGGCUUAUCCGUCCCUAUCCUUAACGCAUUUUACAAACUCUGCAACGUGCCGUACAUAUGCGACCACCCCGUAGAAGUCCUCCUCCUCUCGGACACCGAGCCCCUCCCCAACAACAGCACGGCGAAUCGCGCACGACACUCAGUGAUGGUCAACAAUCGCUUCUCACGACCCCCAGAUAGCGACGACGGGACAGACAACGGUCAACCAGAAGACGACACAGCAGCGAUCCUCAGAAGAAGUGAAGACAGCGCUGGCACAGACGAUGAUCGACCAGACUCACGAAACACAAUACAGAUGAUAGAUCGAGCAGUUGACACAAGAGAUAUAGUAUAG
This is a messenger RNA of Aspergillus caelatus, 1653 nucleotides long. RefSeq names its product putative plasma membrane antiporter. Gene Ontology annotation, biological process: regulation of membrane potential; proton export across plasma membrane; sodium ion export across plasma membrane. NCBI's taxonomy places the organism in Eukaryota, Fungi, Ascomycota, Eurotiomycetes, Eurotiales, Aspergillaceae. The record is from RefSeq and is a predicted model, not a curated record. Gene Ontology annotation, cellular component: plasma membrane. Bases 1 to 1653 code for a protein of 550 amino acids. Gene Ontology annotation, molecular function: sodium:proton antiporter activity. The transcript has 10 exons.